ACCAGCAGAUAGAGAUAAAGACAGAGGGAGAGAGAGAGAGAGAGAGAGAGAGAGAGAGAGAGAGAGAGAGGGAGGAAGUCAUAUCCAGAGGGUGUGGGGAGAGAAAGAGUGAAUGAAAGUUGGAGAUUGGAGAAGAGACAGGGAGAGAAGUGUUUAGUUUCUGUUCUCACUUAAUGAAACAUCUGAAGACUCACGUCAAGGCUUUAAGUCAGACUGUUUAACGUGGACAUACAGCACACCGAGGUGGUCUGGAGGUUAUAACAAUGGAUACUGUUAUAGCAGCAUGGGUUGCAUUAUGCUCCCUUUUCACUAUUGAACACAUGAAAACUGUACGACAGAAGGAGGUGUUCAGUGAUCAUGGCGGCCUCUAAAAGAAUGACAAUCACGCCGGACUGCAUCUACUCCACUGUCAACAGGGUAAAGAAGGGCUGUACUGGGGAGAAAAGUGAUUUCCAUAUUGUUUCAGUGGAAAACAAGAAAGUUGGGCACAGAAGAGAGGAGGCACCGAAACUCCCCUUCACCCAGUUAGACAACCUGAGCAACCAGAGGGAAGAAUCACCCAUGAUGGCUCACAGGAGAUCGAGCUUUGACCCUCAUAGCAAUGAGAACGCUCUCUUGGUUGGCAACAAGCUCCCCAGAUCCAAUGCAGGCAACAUCAAGGACAAGAUUUCUCUGUGGGAGGGGAAGGAACCCACCUGUCUACCCACUACCUCAGGUCCUUUGGGACAGUGCACCAGCAUAAAAAGGACAGAAUCCCUUCCAAAAAACAGCAAAACUUCUGAUGAGCAGAGUGCAGAGAGUUGCAGGAGAGGGGCCCAUAAGGAAAAGGAACAUUUUGGAAAAGAGAACGUGGUAAAACUUGGGGAUUCAAGGCCUCGUUCACCUGUUGAAACUGGGAAACAGCAAAGAGGGACGCUCAAAAGCAGCAAGCCCAGUGAGAACCAGAAAGAGAAGGAGGACUGCGGCAGAGUUGUCCACAAGGAAAAGCAAGAUCACGAGAAAGAGAAUGUAGAAAAGCUUGUGGGUUCAAGGUCUUGUUCGCCUACAGUAGCAGCGCAGCAGCAGGUGGGCACGCUGAGGAAAAGCAAUGAAAGGAGAGCAGCAGAACAAAGCAGCCAGGAGAAGAGAGCUGUAUUCACUCUUUUUAAAAACCUGGAUGCUAUGGGGGAGAACCACGGGAAAACUCCUCCAGAGCUCGGGAACUACUUCAGCCCACCGAGCAGGGACAAACAGGUGGGUCAAACUGGUGCAGUGAAAGGGAAGCAACACCAGGAGAAUGUGUACAUGGAGCCAGGGGAGCCCCCCAUCAACCCAGUCCCCAAACCCAGACGUACCUUUGAGCAUCCAGCUACCGCCCCCAUCGGGAAGAGUCAGAGGAAGGAGACAGGGCAGAGGAACCUCCCCCCACUGCCCUCCAUCUCCACGAAAACUUCCUCAAAACCUCCGUCUGGUGUCUACGGGAGACCCAGGGGUGAGAGAGUCAGAGACAACGUCAAUAGGAAGUCCUUUGAGUUUGAAGACCUCGCAGGGUCAACUAGCCCGCUCUUCUGUCGCUCACCAUCUCAGGAACAUCACUACGAAGACAUCCCAGACUCGACUAAAGAGAACCCAUAUGAGGACAUAGAGUUGGAGAGUCAGUGUUCCCAGCAGUCUUUGCCCUCCUCUCCCGGCGCCGACACUACCAAGACCUCGAGGCCCGGCUUCUUCAGGCAGAAUUCAGGCAGGAGCUUUAAGCUGCUGGAUCUGCGGAGAACCAACCAGUCGCCCCAGAGCACCAGCAGCGGGGGGGUUUCAUCUCCACCCCGACUCAGCCCUCCCUCCACUCCCCCUGGGCCUGAACACACUUCCUGGCUGCCCGGGGAUCCCUACAGCCGCACCUGCCGCAGGAUACCAACGGUUGUGCUAAGAAUCAACAGCAUCUUUGAGGCUCGGAUUGGGAAGAAACACCUACGAAGGAUCUAUCAUUACGCCGAGACAAGCUCAGGGAGAGUAACAGAUGAGAACAGCGACUCCGAGAGUGAAGUUGAAGAAAGAGUUAAAGCUCAUCGUCAGCGUCUCGUGUCAGUCCAGUCCAUACUGAGCCAGCCGAGCCGGGCCCACUACAAUGGUACCAGCACCAGAAACAGCUCUCUGGAACAGGAGCUCCACCAGCGGCUUCUCUUUGAAUAUUUCCUAGUGGUGUCGCUGCAGAAGUCGAAGGCUGGUGCCCGCUAUCUGCCGGAGGUCACGCAGCAGUUCCCCCUGAAGCUGGAGCGGAGCUUCAAGUUCAUGAGGGAGACGGAGGAUCAGCUGAGGAUCAUUCCUCAGUUCUGUUUCCCUGAUUCAAAAGACUGGGAGCCGGUGGAGAACUACCCAAGUGAGAUGUUCUCCUUUGUUUUGACUGGAGAGGAUGGGAGCAGGAGGUUCGGUUACUGCCGGCGUUUACUGCCCAGUGGAAAAGGUAAACGUCUACCAGAGGUCUACUGCAUUGUCAGUCACCUCGGUUGUUUCAACCUGUUCUCCAAGGUGCUGGAUGAGGUGGAGAGGCGGAGGGCUUUGUCUCCGGCCCUCGUGCAGCCUUUUAUGAGAGCCAUCAUGGAGGCUCAGUUUCCAGCUCCAGGCAGAACCAUCACCAUAAAAACGUUCCUCCCCGGCUCCGGCACCGAGGUGAUGGAGCUCUGUCGACCCUCUGACUCGCGCCUGGAGCAUGUGGACUUUGAGUGUCUGUUCUCCUGUCUGAGUCUGCGCCUCCUCCUCCGGGUGCUGGGCUCUCUGCUGCUGGAGCGAAGGGUCAUCUUCACCGCCGACAAACUCAGUACUCUGUCCCAGUGCUGCCAUGCUGUCGUGGCGCUGCUUUACCCCUUUGUGUGGCAGCACACUUACAUCCCCGUGCUGCCCUCGGCCAUGCUCGACAUCGUCUGCACUCCGACCCCGUUCAUCGUUGGCCUGCUGUCCAGCUCCCUGCCUCAGCUCACCGAGCUGCCCCUGGAGGAGGUUCUGGUUGUGGAUCUUGGAAACAGUCGGUUUCUCAGACAGUUGGACGAUGAGGACUCCAUCCUGCCGUCUAAGCUCCAGUCAGCCCUGGAGAACGUUCUGGAGAGGAGAAGAGAGCUCGCUAAUGAGAGAGGAGGAGACACACCCGGUGAUUCUGGCCAUCUCAGCACCGUUGUGUCCGAGGCCUUCAUUCGUUUCUUCGUGGAGCUGGUAGGCCACUAUCCACUCUUCAUCACCGGCGAACGGGAAGACGGCUACUCCUCCUCCUCCUCCUCCCCGGUCCCCUGCUCCUUCCAGCGCGAGGGUUUCCGUAAAGCGAUCCCGUCUAAGACCAUGCGUCGCUUCCUGGAGGUCUUCAUGGAGACCCAGAUGUUCGGCUGGUUCAUCCAGGAGAGAGAGCUCCACAGGCAGGCUCCGAGAGGACUGUUUGAAGUGAGGGUGCAGGAGUAUCUAGACUCCAUCCACGAGAAUGAACACCGGAGGGUUAACAGGUUUCUCAAAGGCUUGGGGAACAAAAUGAAGUUUCUUUCCAAGAAAUAAUGCCACGACAACUGCACAAAAAGAGACACAAAGUAAAAAAGAAGAAGCACUGAAACAAGGAAAAGACUUGCAGAAAUCUGACAAAAGAAAUGAUCAUUUGAGCACUUUUCCAGAUCGUUCACGCCAUCCUCAUCUGUGUCAAUGUGUGGGACUUUUGCUCAAAGGCUCAUGAUAGACACGGGGAAGCUCCGGUGAAAAUCCUGCUGUAUUUCACAUGAAUAAAGAAAUUUGGGAUUGUAGACUCACAGAGAUAUUUAAGAAGUUCAUCGUUGUUUUUUUCUUUUAAAUUAUAUUCUUCAGGCAUGAGCACAAAUGUAUAAAAAUAAUAUUGGUCCUAGGUAUAUUGCUGUAAGAUACAUAUGGUUGGUAAAUUAAAGGUAAAACCUGAAUAGAUUAGUAUGGAAUGCUUCUAUAUAGGGCACAAGGGGUCACUGAAUGGUUCGAUGAGUAUAAAAAUGAUGUAUUAUGGUAGUCAGUCACCCUUUGUAUGCACUGUAACUUGACUGUAAAGUUCACAGUCAUAGUAUUCUCUGAAUCCACUAGGGGGCAGUAGUAUAUUUUCUGUGAUUGGAUGAUCUUGACACUGUCAGUGACUGACCAGAAAAUGACACAGACCUGCUUUCCCACUCUGUAAUGCUUAAAUGUUUCUUUUAUAACUGUGACAACAUCACAAGUAAAUAAAUAUUAUAAAACAAAUACA
Messenger RNA from Sebastes umbrosus (honeycomb rockfish), 4213 nucleotides. Its product is annotated as DENN domain-containing protein 2A-like. The transcript is spliced from 20 exons. The record is from RefSeq and is a predicted model, not a curated record. The coding region runs from base 358 to 3513 and encodes 1051 amino acids. Lineage: Eukaryota; Metazoa; Chordata; Actinopteri; Perciformes; Sebastidae. Gene Ontology annotation, biological process: retrograde transport, endosome to Golgi. Gene Ontology annotation, cellular component: actin cytoskeleton.